AUGGAGGGCUAUAAUAGUAUGAUGAGAGUAGCUAUCCAAAUUCAGUUGGCUAAAAGGUUUCAAGCCAAGGCUGACCAGGUUGCCUUUAUAAGAAUGACUUUGGUGGUUUUUGAAGCAGUCUCUUUUUAUUGUUUAUCAGUAAAUUGGAGGAAAACCAGCAUCUUUCCAAUUAAAGAAGUCCCUCAACUUCAGAGCCUGGUAGUUUCUUUUUGCCUCAAGGAGGGAGCUUCUGCAAUAGGACUCAAGGGCAUGAAAGCGGUUGCAAAAGAUUAUAUGAAAUGUGGCAGAGUCGGGAUAGCAAAGCUCUCUCCAGGUGUUACUAUCUACCUUUGUCCCCCGACCAAUGCAAUUUUCAUUAUUCUUGAAAAAUACGGUUUCUUGAAGGGAACGGCAGCUGUGGAAGGGAACUCUCAGUUGAUGAUUGGUUGUGUUGUAUGGCAGAAAAAUCGAACAGCUUUGACUUCUGUUCUUAAAAAGUCUGAGGAAAAGGCUAAUUCUUUGCAGGAGCAGCUUCAAAAGUCUCCAUCUGAUUCUUCUAGGUUGCAAGGUGGGGGACAAGGUUCUUUAUCUAUGCCAUCAGUUAAGAACUCAAACCCAUCUGCCCCACUGAGCUCUUUCUCAAAUCUUGAACAAGCAAAUGUCACUGAUAACAAGAGUAUUGAUAUUGAUUCUGCAAGCAGGACAACCUUAACAGCUUCAGGUGUGAAGUCACCACCUUUUCAGCAAAAAAAAUCUGAACUUUCCGGCUCGCAUCUUUGGGGAUCUAAAGGGCACUUGUCGAGCAGUGAAGCUUCUUGUGUGCACCAGUCAAAUGAUGAACCACCCAAGGAAAGCAGGAACCUCCCAAAACCUGUAACAUCAUUGCUGUCCAAUGCAUCAAAACGAAAAAUGGCAUUUCCAGAUGAUGACGAUCUCCCUGAGUUUGACUUUGGAACUGCUAGCGGAAUAUCUUCAAGUUCCCAUCGUUCCUAUGGAUCCAUUAUUGGCAAUAGGCUUCAACUUUCUGGAAGUAGAAUUUUAGAUAUGUCUAAACAGCCCACCAGACCUGUGGCACCUUCAGCUUGCAUGACUAUUCCUAGGCAAAUGGAAGAAAAGCAUUACAGCCAAAGUCAUGCUAUUCCAGUGACAGUUCCUGUUCGUGCAUAUGGUUCACCGAUGGUUCCGUUUCAUAGCUCGGGUAAGAAGAACUUAUUUUGUGAUGAUGAUAUUCCUGAAUGGUUGCCGCCAGAUGCUCAGAAUGAAAGAACAAAUGAACCACCAAAGACCUUUCCGCCUGAAUACCCAACCUCGAGAAUGUUGCUGCCUCUUCCUACAGGAUCAGUGUUUCCUUAUCCAUCUUCUGCCCCUACCCAUGACAGUUUUUCUUCACAACCGUCUCCUCUAUAUCAUCUGCCUGCUAAUUCCAGAGUGCCACCCCCCAUACCCUCUCAAAAAGGUCCUAGUAAUUUGACAGGAUUCACCUUUAACUCAGUUCCAAGGCCACAGUCUAGUUCUCGUGCUGCUGCAAGUUCAUUGAAGCCUGCGGAUAAAAGAGUAAGGAGGUCUUGAUACUAGCUUGUAAACUCAAUCAACAGUAAAAUGAUUCUUCGAUAAUUGUUCAGCGACAUUCUGAAGCUGUAACUAUGCAUGGACAGCUGGUCAGGUUCAUGGAUAGCGGAGUAAAUUGAGACAGUCUAUAGUUUAGAAUGCUCCACUAAUUGAUCAAGGACUGGCAAGUUGGCAGCAAGCAUUUCCUCCCCUCUUUGUCUGGAAACGCUUGUCAGUGCUGGCACAUGUGGCAGCGCCUCUGGAGCCGUCAUUCUAAGUUCAGCUAUUGAUUUGAUGAUCUCUAUAGGACGUGGUCAGAUUUACUUAUUAGGGACAGAAAAACCGGCAAAACACAGGUUAAAAAUCAAUGAUGAGAAUCUCCGAGGAUAUGUGAGCUCUCAAAUCAGCUUCAGAUCGCAAGGUAACAUAUGCAGAAGAUGGGGAAGGAAAAUCCAUGAGUAUGUCUACAAAGUAUAUCAAAAGCUCAAGUAUGAUCACUUUGUAAGGAUCGAAUCAUGGUGAGAAGACGAGAAGAGUUAUGAUUGAUGAAUGUCUGGUAUGUAUUAAGUGGUAAAAAGAGUCUCAAUCAAAGCAAGUAGCAAGUCAGUCUGCGCAUAGCAUACUUUUUCAACUAUUCUCCUUUCCUUGUUGAAGGGGAAUGGAAAUCAAAACUUCAACACGUAUGAUCGCUUUGUAAGGAUCAAAUCAUGGUGAAAAGAUGAGAAUUGAGUUAUGAUUGAUGAAAGUCUGGUACAAAAGUGGAAGCUUGACAUCCUUCACUGGAGUUUAUAAGCCAUACUCUAAUCGGGAAAGAUUAGAAUUUU
This is a messenger RNA of Solanum verrucosum, 2351 nucleotides long. RefSeq names its product flocculation protein FLO11-like. NCBI's taxonomy places the organism in Eukaryota, Viridiplantae, Streptophyta, Magnoliopsida, Solanales, Solanaceae. The transcript is spliced from 9 exons. The record is from RefSeq and is a predicted model, not a curated record. Bases 1 to 1548 code for a protein of 515 amino acids.